AUGCUUCUGACCUCGUCGCUCUCCCCAAACUCAUCACACAGAAAGAUCUGCCAAAUCGAAGCAGCAGAACAUCCGCCCGCCAUGGCUACACAAUACGAAGUCGAGCACAACAUCAAGCCCGGGCCCUCAACCCAAGACGGAACCCGCCGCAUCGACAUGUCCUCCUUCACCUCCUUCCUCUCAAACCUCACAACCGACAACCACGCAGCCGCCUCCGCCGCCGCCGCCGCCCACCACAACCCCCACGCGACACCGACCCCCGUGGACGCAGCAGCCCUCUACACCCUCCUCCAACAACAGUUCCAAACCCUCUUCUCCACCGCGCCCAACACCCAAAACGCAGCCUUCCUCUCUUCCCUCGUCGAGGCCCUCGAAUCAGACAUCUCCUCCCCGCCCACCGAGAUCCCGGGCGUGUCCCACGAGUACCUCGACUCCCUCGACCGCGUCCCCAAGAAGUCCCUAAAGGAAGACGAGGCCUGCCCGAUCUGCGCCGAAAAGUUCCUCGACGACAAGUACCCGCUCGUCGUCGAGCUCCCCUGCCACAGCAGCCACCGCUUCGACCUCGAGUGCGUGAGCCCCUGGUUGAGGAGCAAGGGCAGCUGCCCGAUGUGUCGCAAGGAUUUGACCAAGAAGAAGGAGCCUGUUGUUGUGGUGGAUGAUGACGAGGAGAAUGAUGAUCCUGAUGGAUUGUAUGCGUAA
Colletotrichum lupini is the source of this 699-nucleotide messenger RNA. RefSeq lists its product as uncharacterized. Lineage: Eukaryota; Fungi; Ascomycota; Sordariomycetes; Glomerellales; Glomerellaceae. The transcript has 3 exons. The record is from RefSeq and is a predicted model, not a curated record. The coding region runs from base 1 to 699 and encodes 232 amino acids.